Messenger RNA from Tupaia belangeri chinensis (Chinese tree shrew), 1637 nucleotides. RefSeq names its product F-box protein 16 (gene FBXO16). The coding region runs from base 460 to 1473 and encodes 337 amino acids. Gene Ontology annotation, molecular function: protein binding. The record is from RefSeq and is a predicted model, not a curated record. Lineage: Eukaryota; Metazoa; Chordata; Mammalia; Scandentia; Tupaiidae. The transcript has 9 exons.
GCGUUUCCUCUCCUGCUGAAACGGCGUGCUCACUCGCUGUCACCAAGCCUGGGAGGCUGCUAUUGCAAGGCCACCAAAGCCUGGUCUGAGAACCAGAGUGCCGACCUCGGAUUGGAUGCAUCUUCAUCCUGGUGUCAUAUCAAGAGGCUGCAGCUCCUCCCACCCUUUUGGUGCCUGUGCUUUUAAAUUUUAUCCCUGUGCCCAGUUUUGGAGCCAGCCUUCCUGGAUCUGCUGGCCAAUGGAGAGACCACACAUUGUUGCCUAAGAGACCCCGGAUGCCAGUGACAUGAUAUAUAGAUGGUGAUUGGACUGGUGGAAGCUGGGAGGGGUGAAAGCUGGAAGGAGUCAAAGAAAAAGCUGGCCUAAUGCAGCUAUGGCAACAUCAGCGCUUGGGGUUUGAAGAGGGAGACAAGCUGAAAGAGGAAUAGCCUUUCUUAACGAAGAAUAUCCAGUUAUUUCAUGAUGGCAUUUGCACCUCCAAAAAACAUAGAUAGUCCCAGAAUGCAGACAAAGAUGAGUACCUGGACACCUCUAAACCACCAGCUUUUGAAUGACCAGAUAUUUGAAGAAAGAAGAGCUCUGCUUGGAAAAUGGUUUGACAAAUGGACCGACUCUCAAAGGAGAAGAAUCCUCACUGGCCUGUUGGAACGCUGCUCCCUGUCACAGCAGAAAUUCUGCUGCCGAAAGCUUCAGGAAAAAAUUCCAGCAGAAGCCCUGGAUUUUACUACCAAGCUGCCAAGGGUCUUAUCUUUAUAUAUCUUUUCUUUCCUGGACCCCCGAAGUCUUUGUCGUUGUGCACAGGUGAGCUGGCAUUGGAAGAACCUAGCUGAGCUGGACCAACUCUGGAUGCUCAAAUGUUUACGGUUUAACUGGUGCAUCAAUUUCUCCCCAACUCCCUUUGAGCAAGGUAUAUGGAAGAAGCACUAUAUUCAAAUGGUGAAAGAACUUCAUGUUACCAAGCCUAAGACACCUCCAAAAGAUGGAUUUGUAAUUGCCAAUGUCCAGCCAGUCACAAGCCAUUCUCCAGAGGAAAAGCAGUCCCCUUUACCAGCUUUUCGGUCCUCCUCCUCUUUAAGGAAGAAGAGUAACCCUGGAGAGAAAGAACUUCCACCGUGGCGAUCCUCGGAUAAGCAUCCAACUGAUAUCAUUCGUUUUAAUUACCUAGACAACUGCAGCCCCAUCGAGCAGGUCUGGCAAGGAAGAAGAAAAAGAAAUGAAAUGACUGUAGAUUUCAGCCGACAGUCACGUGAUAAAAACAAAUUGCAGGACAGAUCUAGGCUAAGAAAAGUCCAGUCACUGAUGUCCCUGAGCUCCAGUUUCCCUCUGAAAACUCCAGCUCAUCUGUCCUGGUCUUCUCAUCAUCAGUGGGACACCCAGUCACCAAAGCAGCCACUAGAAUUGACAUGCAGCAUCUCCACAGACACUCAGCUCCCAUUGUUACCUGUCCAGGGUCCAGAGCUGAAGCUGAUUUAGAAAUAUGAAUAGACUUAUAUAGAAAUGACGAGAUUGCUGGGUGUGUGGUGGAGAGUUGAAUUUUACUUGGCUUCCCUAUUAGAAACUCUUUCCAGACCAGCUGGUGAGAUAGUGGUUAAGGCAACUGAAUCCCACAUGACCAACUGUGUGGUUUGAGUCCUGGA